Melanotaenia boesemani (Boeseman's rainbowfish) is the source of this 2590-nucleotide messenger RNA. RefSeq names its product proliferation-associated 2G4, a (gene pa2g4a). Lineage: Eukaryota; Metazoa; Chordata; Actinopteri; Atheriniformes; Melanotaeniidae. Bases 121 to 1296 code for a protein of 391 amino acids. The record is from RefSeq and is a predicted model, not a curated record. The transcript has 13 exons.
AAGUGGGAGGGCUUGGAGGGUAGCAGGAGGCCCGUGGAGCAGCUGUGGUCAGAGCGGAGCGGAUUUUUGGAGCACUGUCGCUGUGCCGGGCCCACGAGCGACUGUAACUUCACUGCCAAGAUGUCCGACGAGGAGCAAGAGCAGACCAUAGCCGAAGAUCUGGUGGUCACCAAAUAUAAGAUGGGUGGUGACAUCGCCAACCAGGCUCUUCGUCUGGUCUUGGAAACAGCAAAACCCGGCGUUUCUGUGCUCAGCCUGUGUGAGAAAGGGGACGCCUAUAUCAUGGCUGAGACUGGAAAGGUCUUCAAGAAAGAAAAGGAAAUGAAAAAAGGCAUUGCCUUUCCCACCAGCGUCUCAGUCAAUAACUGUGUAUGCCACUUCUCUCCCCUGAAGAGUGACCCUGACUACAUACUUAAAGAUGGGGAUCUGGUCAAAAUAGAUCUUGGAGUUCAUGUUGAUGGCUUCAUUGGCAACGUCGCUCACAGUUUUGUUGUGGGAGCCAGUAAGGAAAACCCUGUUACAGGACGGAAAGCUGAUGUUAUCAAAGCAGCCCACCUGUGUGCAGAAGCAGCUUUACGCCUUGUGAAACCUGGUAACCAGAAUACUCAAGUGACAGAAGCCUGGAAUAAGAUUGCACAGUCUUUCAAAUGCUCACCUAUUGAAGGCAUGCUGUCUCAUCAGUUAAAGCAGCACGUCAUAGAUGGCGAGAAGACCAUCAUCCAGAACCCAACAGACCAGCAAAGAAAGGACCAUGAGAAGGCAGAGUUUGAAGUGCAUGAAGUGUAUGCUGUGGACGUCUUAGUGAGCACUGGAGAAGGGAAGGCCAGAGAUUCAGGUCUGAGGACCACCAUUUAUAAGAGGGACCCCAGUAAACAGUAUGGUUUGAAGAUGAAGACUUCUCGUACGUUCUUCAGCGAGGUGGAGCGACGCUUUGAUGCCAUGCCCUUCACUUUGAGGGCUUUUGAAGAUGAGGCCAAGGCCCGUCUUGGUGUGGUAGAGUGUGCCAAACAUGAAUUGCUACAGCCCUUCAGUGUGCUACAUGAAAAAGAGGGAGAGUUUGUAGCACAGUUUAAGUUCACAGUACUGCUGAUGGCCAAUGGGCCUCACAGAAUCACCAACGGACCCUUUGAACCAGAGCUCUACAAGUCAGAGCAUGAAGUUCAGGAUCCAGAGCUGAGGACUUUACUACAAAGCUCUGCAAGCCGUAAAACACAGAAGAAAAAGAAAAAGAAGGCCUCAAAGACAGCAGAAAAUGCAACUGGACAGCCGACCGAAGACACGGAAGCCGCCGAAUAAAAACUGCCUUUCCAGACAUGCAAGACCCAAAGAGAAGAAAGAUAAAACAUGUUUCCCUGAGCUCUCUGCCCAUUACAUUUAAGAGUUGAUUUUGGCUAAUUUAACUGGUGAAUACAUAAAAGCAUACGCACCAGUUCCAAACCUGACAGCCCCAUGUGGAUGUUUAACCCUUUUCUGCAUUGAUGGAAAGUAUUAUUUUAAGAUUUUGACUUUUCUUUCCCAACUUAACCAGGAAAUAAAGACAUUUGCAAUUAGUUUUAAAACUUUGUUGCCUAAUGUUACUCUGCGGGACAUGUUAUUUUGUGAUUUCAACAUGUAUUCGUUCUCCUCAUGCUUGUUUUGUUUGGAGUCUUUUUUUUUAUUCUUUUUCUUUAAGUGAACUUGAAGCUUAGGGUAGGCAUUAAGGGGAAUCAUCUGACCUGAAUUAUUUUACAUCCUCUCAGCUAUGAGAAACAUGGAUCAUAUUUGUUUCUUUGUGUAUUAGAUAUCAUUAUGGGCUUUUUUGCAUUACUUCAAUGUGAGUUGUGGAAAGUUGCAUCCUUUCGACAGCCAAGUCCAUUCAGUCCUUUUAAACAGGUUUACAUUGUCUUCCACAUCCUAAGUACAUGUUUUGGUACAUUUGUGGUUCCCAAAAUAUUUUAUUAUACAUUAAAUUGAACUUGUUAUUCACAAUUUGUAAUGAUUAAUUUUCUUAUUCUAUGCAGUAAAGGGUUGAUUUAAUCAUUUGCACAUACAUAAUGCAACCUAUAAAUCUGAUGGUUUAAAGAAUGUAUAAUAGAACUGAAAAUUUCAAAACCUGUUUGGCACAGAUAUGUAGUAUGGAUACAUGGUUAUACUUCUAUUAUGAACAUAUUUUUGGCUGUAAUUGCAAUGUGGUAACCACCCUAGAUUUUAAAGCAAUAACCCAAGAAAUAAAAAUGAAUAUUUUUUUAAUAUACAAGCAAGGAAACAUGCUUGAUUUAUGGGAACAAACUGCUACAUUAACUGCCAUUCCCCUUUUAUAGUGAUGGAAACCUAUAACGUAUGUUAAGUUUUUAUGAGUGACACCUAUGACUUUCUUUACUAUUUCAUUAGUGUUGUGAAGCAUGGAAUCUAUAACUGAUUAGGUUUUGGGAAAUGUCUUGGAAGUUUUCAUGUGACUUGGACCAGUGAAAUCAUUUAAUGUUGGUUUUAUUUCAAGGUCUGAGAAAAUGUUGGGUCACAUUUGUCCAAUAUGUUGGUAAAAGCAAAAUGUUGCUUUGUAACUCAACCACUGGGCGACUGAACAUUCUAAUGAAAUAAAAACGUUUUCAUA